Molecule: messenger RNA, 1348 nt
Organism: Oncorhynchus tshawytscha (Chinook salmon)
Lineage: Eukaryota; Metazoa; Chordata; Actinopteri; Salmoniformes; Salmonidae
Product: ubiquitin carboxyl-terminal hydrolase 8-like
Exons: 3
Coding region: 343-621 (92 amino acids)
Biological process (GO): G1/S transition of mitotic cell cycle; protein deubiquitination
Cellular component (GO): nucleus; cytosol
Molecular function (GO): cysteine-type deubiquitinase activity; cysteine-type endopeptidase activity
Source: RefSeq, a predicted model, not a curated record
AGAAGCUGGAAGCUGCAAUUUAAAAUGUUUCUCAGAUAUCUUUAGUGAUGUAUGGGAGCUGUUUUAGACCAGAGCAAUUCAGACAAGUGACCACAUUUUCACAGCUCUUGAUAUGUAUAUUUGACCCCUCAGAUUCAAAUGAGCAGGAACCAGGGAAAGUGUUGCUGACUGCCUCAGUGGUGAGAGAGAGAGAGAGAGAGAGAGAGUGAAACCAGUGAAAAAUAAUUUAUGACAGAAAACUGAGAUAGUUAUGAGGAGUACACGAUGUAGUAGACCUGUAGUAGACUAGUACUGUAGUAGACUGUAGACAGUGUGGUGGACUGUAGAGGAAAUGAGAAUCCUAUGAUCACAUGUGUUUUCUUACAGAAGCAGAAGCCAGUACAGUCAGUGAAUGGUUACUACCAGCUGACUGGUGUAGUCUCUCAUUUGGGAGGCUCCGCAAACUCCGGGCACUACAUUAGUGACAUAUUGCAUGCCAGUGGGAACUGGUUCUGCUGUAACGACAGCCAGGUGUCAAUGUCCAAUGAAGCCACUGUGCUGAGGACCAGAGCCCGGAGUGCCUACAUGCUCUUCUAUAUGUUCAGGGCAAUAGAGCGGGAGGCCCCAGCACACAGGGCCUAACAGGGCCACCAGCAUCAGCCCCAGCCUAAACAGGGGCAGCACCUGGACCAGCCUCCAAACACUCAGACCUGUCUCAACAGGGGUAGUACCAGGCCCAGCCUCAAACCCCCAGCCCAGCCUCAACAGGGGUAGUACCAGGCCCAGUCUCAAACCCCCAGCCCAGCCUCAACAGGGGUAGUACCAGGCCCAGUCUCAAAACCCCCAGCCCAGCCUCAACCCUCACAUACCUGCCUCGAAAGGGGUAGCAUUUGGCCCAACAUCAACAACCCCGAGCCCAGCCACAACAGGGGCAGCACUGGGCCCAACAUCAACACACCCAGCCCAGCCUCAACAUGGGGAGAACCAGGCCCAGCCUCAACAUGGGCAGAACAAGACCCAGCCCCAACACCCUCAGACCUGCCUCAACAGGUGCAGCAUUCAGCCCAACUUCAAUCAUGCUGCUCUUCAACACUAGCAUGAACAUUCUUUCAGUAGCUUAUGUCAUAAAUACCUGCCCUUGAUUUGACUACUUCACCUAAUGUAUAAAGCGUAUAAAGUAUACACACUAAAUGUAGUACACAUGUAAAUGUGGUGGAUAGAGAGUGUGAUUAUUUAGAGGGUACAACUUCCCUUCUAUUUGGUUUGGUUUGAAAUCCUCCUGUUGUGAAAUACACUGUGGUGUCUAACCUCUUAUUCAGCAUGGUCACACCGGAAGACCUGCAAUAUUAAUAAAGACAAGCAAAUGUAA